This is a messenger RNA of Tachysurus fulvidraco (yellow catfish), 2103 nucleotides long. RefSeq lists its product as uncharacterized. NCBI's taxonomy places the organism in Eukaryota, Metazoa, Chordata, Actinopteri, Siluriformes, Bagridae. The transcript is spliced from 4 exons. The record is from RefSeq and is a predicted model, not a curated record. Bases 307 to 807 code for a protein of 166 amino acids. Gene Ontology annotation, biological process: negative regulation of double-strand break repair via nonhomologous end joining.
UUUCUCUCUCUCUCUCUCUCUAAGGGUGCGUCUUUGUCCGAGCAAUACUCUUGUUUGUAGUUUAAGUUAGGGAUUUGCUGUAAUACUGUAAUACAUUUUAGCAGUAGACCUAACAUUUCCCAACAAACAUGCUUGUUUAAGAAGCCCGACUUCUCCCCGUAAUACGAAAGAGGAAGAUUGACUCGAUUUGAGACGCACCCUGUGAGAAUGAAACCAUGGCAACCACGAAGUCACAUGGAGCGGUGUGUGUUGAUGAUUAGCUCAGUUAUUGGAAGCUUGUUUGUGUAAAUUGAACGUUACUUUAUCAUGUCUGCAAAACGGAAUCUUCCAGCAUGGAUGGUGGCAUCUGAUCAUAAAAACGGGCAGACUAAAGAGUCUCUAAAGAGGAAAGCGGAAGUAAACACAAACAAACGAUUAGGAAAAAAGUGCAUCAAAAGAAUGAUGUACUGGAUGAAUGAAAGGGAGCUUGUAGAAGCAGCAAUCAGUGUUCUAAACAGAGAGCCAGGUCCGGGAGAGAGACGUGCUCCUCUGAACACUGAAACAACCCUGAUUCCAGAAACUGAUCACGAAGAGACGACAGACUCGGACGUUUCGGAUCCAGCCCUGGAUUAUGCUGAGCAAGAGACUGUACCGUACAAUGACCCUCUAAAGGAGAGAAGGUGUGGCAGUGCAUCAGAAAGCUCUGGUGAACAGCCUUUAGCUUCGUCAACAGGUUUGGACAAGAAAGCUGAGUCUAAGGAGGACAACUGUCAGAAUAAUCCUGAUCAUGAAGCCCUGCAGGUGCUGCAAGACAUCUUUUUCAGCUGAAACUGUAACGAGACAGCUGAAGGGUUUUGUUUGUACUGCACUAAAACUGAUGAACUGCUCAUUCAUUGACAACACCAGAUUAAUCCUCUGUUUACAGCCUUCACUCAGUGUCUUGUGUUGCCACAAGGCUUAGUGUCAGCUAAGGAAGGAUGUAAACAAAAAAUAUAUGAGGAUGAAUAAUUGGUAGGUGAUUAAACAUUAUAUGUCUUGGUAAAGUGUUGGACCACCACCAACCACCAGAACAUAUUGGAAUGAUCUUGGAACAGAUUUUGUUCUGGAGUCAUGAACACCGUACUUUUAAACAACGUUCCCUAAACUGCUGUUAGUGUGAUGAUGCUGUAGAGUGCUAACAUUUUUCAAGUUUCCAAUUAAAUAAGUAUUUAAUGAAGCUGAGAUCUGGUAACUGGAAUAACCCAUAGAAUAUGAGUUACAUCAAUUUAAUCCUCAUUAAACCAUUCAGUGAAACAAUGUGCUCUGGGAAUGGGAGCAGAAUCAUUCUGUUAAGAGACCAGUGUAUGGUUACAUCAUAGGAUCGAGGUGAUCAGGUAGAAGAUACCAAAGGAAAACAGCUUCUGGAUUUCCUUAGUGUUGGGGUAAAAUAUAUCUAUAUACGACAGUGCUCUAAUCUUGUGCACAUCACAUGUGCAGUCACACAUUCACGCUAGUUGAGAAGAUGAAGAAUGACUCCUUGCUUUACCACCAGUGCUGAUUUUUUUAAUGCAUUCAGCUGUGUAACGAGUGAUUUGUACUCCACAGCCUUAAUAAUAAUUAAUCUCCAUCUCUCUCAUUAUACCCUGUAGUGCUGUUCUCUGUUCUCCUCUGUUCUGUGUUGAAAGCGAGAGCAUCAUAAACUUUCGACCAUGACUUCUAUUCCUUUUUCCUUUCUAAAUAUAAAUGCGUCUAAAAAUCUCUUCAGUCACUGUUUAUCAUAACAUGGCUACUCUUUAUAUCUGAUGGCCUUCCCAUCCUUUAAUGGGGAUGGUCUUUCCCAUUAAUCCCAUUUUUCCCUCUUCCUAUCUUGCGUUAAACUCGAAGCAAAUUUUUUACGUGUUCUACAGUUGAUCAGUCGGUUUUCAGGUUUCGCCUUCAUUUGUCACCCAUCUGUACUUGUAUAUAUAUGCCCCAACUUAUUGUAUGGGAUACAUCCUGUUUCCCUGUAAAUGCUGCACUUUCUGUCCUUUUAUUAUUAAGUGUAAUCGAUAUGGUCUGAGUUCAUGUCUAUGAACGUGUUAGCAGAUUGAAACAGCUGCCAUAGUGGUACAUCGGUUUAAAUGAAUAAACAUUUCACACUUUUUA